AUGACAGACACCACCCAGUUAACCGCCCUGGAGACCUUUCUACAGGCGCAUCCCAGUGUCAAAUACAUCCCACCCUCCUCUGCUGAAUAUCCAAUGGCUCGCAAGGUCUGGAAUGGCUCCCGCCGCGACAACCCGCUGGCCAUCGUCCAGCCGCAGUCCCCUUCCGACGUGGCCUCCCUGAUCAGAUUCGCCAGAUCCCAGUCCCUUCCCUUCACACUCCGCUCGGGCGGCCACAACCUGGAAGGCCGAGCCCUUGUUGACGGCGCUCUGCUCAUCGACCUGCGCGCUCUGAACGCCGUCACCGUCGCAGCGGAUCGCAAGUCCGCCAUCGUCCAAGGCGGCAUCUUGCAGGGAGAGCUCGCCAACAGGCUCUGGGCAGAGGGUCUAGCCACCCCGACAGGAACAAUCCCGUCCAUCCUCGGCGCGGCUGCCAUCAACCCGGACGGCGAGAUCAUCGCAGCCGACGAGGCUCUUCUCCAGGGCAUCCGCGGCGCAGGGGGCCUAUUCGGUGUGAUUGUCGACCUCACCAUCAAGAUCUACCCGCUCACCACGCUCCUAGCCGGCGCCAUCCUCUACGAUUCAACCGACAUCACCAAAACCUUUAUCGACUUCAACGCCGCCUACCGCGCCCUCCUCGACUCAGACCCCCUCCCCCCACAACUCACCAUCCAACAAAUCGCCUUCAACAGUCCCUCCGCAGGCCGCCUCCUCGCCGCCAUCUUCGUCUGGAGCAGCCCCGACACAACCGCCGGCCACGCCUGGGCCGCCAAAAUCGCCGCCCUCGCCCCGACCCUCGCCAACACCGUCGCCGAAACCACCAUCCCGUCCCUACUCGCCUCCACCGGCGCCCUCGUCCCGAGCACCGCCUACGGCGCCCCCAGCACGCACAGCAUCCGCAGCAUCACCCCCGCCGUGGCGGAGACUAUCGGACAGUAUCUCGCGACGAUGCCGUCCGACCCGGGCACGAUGCUCUCCAUACAUUAG
Messenger RNA from Aspergillus viridinutans, 984 nucleotides. Its product is annotated as FAD-binding oxidoreductase. The transcript is spliced from 3 exons. The record is from RefSeq and is a predicted model, not a curated record. Bases 1 to 984 code for a protein of 327 amino acids. Lineage: Eukaryota; Fungi; Ascomycota; Eurotiomycetes; Eurotiales; Aspergillaceae. Gene Ontology annotation, molecular function: FAD binding.